Molecule: messenger RNA, 4442 nt
Organism: Suricata suricatta (meerkat)
Lineage: Eukaryota; Metazoa; Chordata; Mammalia; Carnivora; Herpestidae
Gene: ANKMY1
Product: ankyrin repeat and MYND domain containing 1
Exons: 18
Coding region: 1179-4118 (979 amino acids)
Molecular function (GO): protein binding
Source: RefSeq, a predicted model, not a curated record
GAACUGUGAGAUCAUGACCUGAGCUGAAACCAAGAGUCAGAUAUUUAACUGACUGUGUCACCCAGGCACCCUAUGGUGAUUCAUUUUCUAGUACAGUCUUGAGGCCACAGGAACCAGGUGAGGGGUGGCUGACCCAAAAGAGGAAUCAACAACCAGACGCACAGGUGGCCAGUGCGUCUUUGAGAUGCUGAUGGCUGCAGGAUGUUGGGCGGUCAGGAAGUGGGCACGGGCGCCGAGAGCCCUGCCUGAACAGAUGGCAGGCACGAGCCUCUGCUGGUGCUGGUGUCCUGCAGGGGGUGCCCCCAUCAGGUGACAGUGACAGGCAGGACAGCGGUGGGGGGGGGGUUGGGUCUCCUGGACUUCCUAUCUCCUGACCUUGCGCUCUGUAUUAAAUACCUUUCUGUCUAAGAUUUCUCAAGUGGUGUUGAUUUCCCUGCCCAAGCUCUGUCCGAUGAACCUGACCAAGGAAAGGAUGCUUCCAGUCCCCUCCUAAGUGCACACGUUCCUGCGGUACUGUCAAAAAGGACAAACGCCCGAGCUGCAUUUCAGAUGCAGAAAAGGAAAACUCCGUGCGACAGUGAGGAAGGAGGGGAAGGAGGAGAAAGAGUCUCCUCCAGGCAGCGCCUGAACUACCUUCAGCUCCGUGCGCCCUUCUUUGGGGCCUGGGUCAUCUGCAAGGGUGGCAGGACUAGGGCUCAUUCUGGAGCUCUUCUGUCCUUCGGGAGCCCUGUCCUGAGGGCUCCCGACGCGGGCGGGACAGGGACUGCAGGGCCUCCUCGUACUUCUGGAGCUGAGACCAGAACCCAGGGUUGGGCUCGGCCACCGGGCGAGCACUCUUCACCGCCUGAGAACGAGAGGCUUAGGCUGAACGCGGAGCCACAAGGUGCCUCGAACCUCUAACGCCUGGAGCCCCGCCGCGCCCGGAAGGCCCGCCCCACCAGCAGGUCCGUCCAAUCCCGCAGGUCGGUCCCACCCGGAGUCCCUCCUGGGAGCCCCGCCCCGCCGGGAAGGCCUGCGCCCCCUGGGUCCCCUCCUGGGAGCCCCGCCCCACCUGGAAGGCCUGCGCCAAGCUGAGGCCGCGGUGCCGCAUGAGGUAGGCGGUGCACACGGUGGCCGAGCGGCUGCGGCCGUUCUUGCAGUAGACCAGGCAGGCGCCGCCGGCGCGCACCGCGGCCUCCAUGGCGGCGCACGUGGGCUCCAGGUGCGUCAGCAGGUCCUCGGCCGGGUCGUCGAACACUGGCACGCGCAGCUCGGCGACGCCGGGCGCGCGCGGGCCGGACACGAAAUUUGGUUCGAAGAAGAGAGGCAUGGCAAGUGGGCGUCCUUCGUGUUAUGGAGUCCCAGAUGAUGACGUCUCUGAAAAUCAGCUGGCAGGGAGGGGCAGCCAGCCUGCUGCCACCGACUUCCUGGGGACCCUGGAAAUGCUCUCUACCAAAAGGGACAUCCCAGAGGCCCCGGAGGAGGAGGAGGAGGAGUCCGAGGGCCCCCCCAGGGAGCAGGACCUGAAGGAGGCCUACGUCCAGCUGGCCCGAGGUGUGCAGGAGUGGCAGGACGGCUGUGUGUACCAAGGGGACUUCGGGCUGGACAUGAAGCUGGGGCACGGCGAAUUCUCUUGGCCCACGGGCGAGUCCUACCGCGGGCAGUUUUACCGGGAUCACCGCCACGGGCUGGGCACCUACCAGUGGCCCGACGGCUCCAGCUUCACAGGCAUGUUUUACCUAAGCUGUCGAGAAGGCUAUGGUGCCAUGUACAUGAAAUCCAGGCUUUUCCAGGGGCUGUACAAAGCGGACGAGCGGUUUGGGCCGGGCGUGGAGACCCACCCGGACGGCAGGCAGGACGUGGGGCUGUGGUUCCGGGAGCACCUCAUCAAGCUGUGCACCGAGGGGCCCCGCAGCUUCUCCCUCCGCGAGUACCCCGAGUACACGGGCCUGCUCAGGCGCGGCCCCGCCGGAGGCAGCCCCGCGGCCGCCGAGGACGCAGCCCCGGGCCCGCCGGAGGGGCAGGACCCCUUCUUCUACGACUACAAGCGGUUUCUCCUGGACGAUGACCUGACUCUGCCUCCAGAAAUGUACAUUUACUCGACCGACAACAGCCACCUGCCCGUGACCUGCUCCUUCCGCAAGGAGUUAGAUGCCCGAGUCUUCCUUAGCGACGUCCCUCCGUUUGUUGAGGACGGAGAGCCCUGGUGUACAGCAAACGAGACUCCUCUGAUGGUCAGGAUCCAGAAGCACACUUACAAGUACAGGGUUUGGCGAAGUGCUGGAGGCCUGCAGGCCACUCUCAGCCCUGAGCACCGGCCCCAGCUAGAGAGAUUGGGAUCUCCAGCCAUGCCGGUGAUUCCCAAACUGUGCUUCUCACCCCCUGACAUGGCCACGGAGCCCCUCUAUUUUGAGGAACCGGUGCCCACCCCAGGCAGCCAGGAGCAGAAGUCGGUCGGGCAGGUCAGCAAGGACCGUCUCUUUCCUGGAGCCCGGCUGUCUCCGGAGUCCCCCAGCCUGGCGAGCAGCUCUCGGACACAGGACUUUGUGUCCCCGUGGGGCAGCACCAGCGAGCUGGACGCGGGGCCGGAUGGCAUGGCGGGGAGUGUGGACGGGUGCACGCCGGGCGGCUGGGAGGCAGACUUCGGGUCCGCCAUCUGUGUGCGCGACUUCUCCUUCGAGCUGUCCCAGGACCUCCUGGAGCGGAGCGCCCAGGCCCACAGCGCGCUGAGGGGCCCCUCCUUCAGUGCCACCAGCCCCGACAAGGGCACCAUGAGGAAGAUGGCGCUGGCCAUGGUGGAACACAGAAACAGGUGGCUGACCAUCGAGCUCCUGCUGCGCCGAGGCGCGGACCCCAACCUGGGCCGUGUGCCCAUGCAGGCCCUCUUCCUGGCUGUGAAGGCCGGGGACGCGGCCGGCGUGAGGCUGCUGCUGGAGAGCGGGGCCAGGACGGACAUCCGGCUCCCCGUGGAGCUGGGGGCUGUGACACCCCUGCACAUCGCAGCCGCCCUUCCCGGGGAGGAGGGCGUCAAGAUAACGGAGCUGCUGCUGCACGCCAUCACCGACGUGGACGCCAGGGCGGCCGACCAGGGUGACGUGUACAAGCUGAGCAAGCCAGGGUCGUUGCCCUCAAGCCUGAAGCUCAACAAUGAAGCCGGCCCGGCCAGCAUCUACUACCGUGGGCACACGUGUGCGCCAGAGGAGGGGGGCAGGACGGCCCUGCACGUGGCCUGUGAGCGUGAGGACGACGACAAGUGUGCCAGGGACACGGUCCGGCUCCUCCUCGCCCACAGAGCGAACCCCAACCUGCUGUGGAGCGGCCACUCCCCGCUCUCCCUGUCCAUCGCCAGCGGGAAUGACCUGGUCGUGAAGGAGCUGCUGUCCCAGGGAGCCGACCCCAACCUGCUGCUGACCAGAGGCCUGGGCAGCGCCUUGUGUGUCGCCUGCGACCUCACCUAUGAGCACCAGAGGAGCAUGGAGAGCAAGCUGGCCCUGAUUGACCGGCUCAUCGAUCACGGGGCUGACAUCCUGAACCCCGUGACGCUCACGCAGGGGGACAAGGUGGCUGUGGGCACCGCUGUCGAUUACGGGUAUUUCAGAUUCUACCAGGACCGGAGGAUCGCCCACUGCCCCUUCCACGCGCUCAUGCCGGCCGAGCGGGAGGUCUUCCUGGCCCGGAAGAGGGUCCUGGAGUACAUGGGCUUCCAGCUGCGCCGCGCCGUCUUCGCCAAGGAGAGCCAGUGGGACCCGACGGUGCUGUACCUGAGCAAGAGAGCGGAGCUGAACCCCUGCCACAGGCUGAAGCGGAAAAGCGCGAGCCUGACCCAGCCGCUGCACUUGCAGGAGCACGAGCUGAUCCCCUUCUUCAAGUUCUGCUACCACUGUGGCCGCUCGAUUGGGGUGCACCUCGUGCCCUGCACCCACUGCUACGGGAUCCUGACCUGCAGCAAGCACUGCAAGACCAGGGCCUGGAACGACUUCCACAAGAGGGAAUGCGGCAGCCUGACGGCCAUCGCGAGGAAAAUGCAUCCAUCUCUGUUCACACGCAGCUUCCAGAAGACGGCGGUGAGGCUCCGGGGCAAGGAGGCGGGCCAGCAGCCCCCACGCCGGUUACUCUAUUCCUCGUACAGCCACGAGUGACCGUCUAGAGACCUACCUGCCCCCACGGGGAGGGAGGCCUUCCCCACAACCCUCAUCUCCUGGGAGGAGCUAGGCCAAGGGCCACCCAGGACCCCCGGAGGACGGGCAAAUGAGCCCACAGCCGCUGCUCCGCAGGGGAGGCUAGUGUUCGGCUCAGGGGCCCUCGGGGAGCCCCCCACGCGGGGCCCCGUCUUCCCUCCCAGGGCACACGGCCUGGUCACCUGUUCCUCAGCGUCCCAGGCCCAGGCGGACAGAGGGCUUUGCUGAAUGUCCGCCAGGCCGACCAGCGCGGCUGCAGCCCCCAAAUAAAGUGGCUCUUUAGUA